Messenger RNA from Abrus precatorius (Indian licorice), 1648 nucleotides. Its product is annotated as transcription factor UNE12-like. Gene Ontology annotation, biological process: regulation of transcription by RNA polymerase II. The record is from RefSeq and is a predicted model, not a curated record. Gene Ontology annotation, molecular function: DNA-binding transcription factor activity, RNA polymerase II-specific; protein dimerization activity; RNA polymerase II cis-regulatory region sequence-specific DNA binding. Lineage: Eukaryota; Viridiplantae; Streptophyta; Magnoliopsida; Fabales; Fabaceae. The coding region runs from base 204 to 1052 and encodes 282 amino acids. The transcript is spliced from 6 exons. Gene Ontology annotation, cellular component: nucleus.
GCACUCCUCUCGUAUCGUCUCUGUACACACAACGAAACGAAACGAAACGAAACGAAACGAAACGAAACGGAAUCAAUGCAGAGCACACCAAAAUUAUUCAUAUCAUCUCAUGUAGACACAUCAUUCUUUUUCUAUAUUUCUAUUUCCCUGCAAUUGCAUACCCAUAACUCGUUACCCCAACUCGCCCGAGUCCACACCGAGUCAUGGCCAAUCACCCCUCCGAGGCCACCACCGACGACUUCUUCGAGCAAAUCCUUGGCCUUCCCACCUUCGCUUCCACCGACUCUGCCUUGCCCCCUACCGAUGCUUCUCCGAUGAUGCUUCAGCUCAACUCCGCCGACGCCGCCACCCACCUCGCCGCCGGCACAGCCUUUCACGCACCGCCUUACCAGUUGGGACUCAGCUUGGACCAAGGUAAAGGUACCUUCGAGGAUGCUUCUGGAAGCGGCAAGCGCUUCCGCGACGACGUCGUCGAUACCAGACCCAAGAAUGUUUUUCAUGGGCAACCCAUGCCUACUACCGUUCCUACUGCUCCACAUCCGCCAACAAUGCGACCUAGGGUGCGAGCCAGAAGAGGACAGGCUACAGAUCCACACAGCAUAGCUGAAAGGUUGCGCAGAGAAAGAAUAGCUGAAAGAAUCAGGGCUUUGCAAGACCUGGUUCCUAGUGUCAACAAGACAGAUAGAGCUGCCAUGCUGGAUGAAAUUGUGGAUUAUGUCAAAUUCUUGAGGCUUCAAGUGAAGGUUUUGAGCAUGAGUAGAUUGGGUGGAGCGGGUGCAGUGGCACCACUGGUAACUGACAUCCCAUUAUCGUCAGUCGAGGAAGAAGGGAGUGAGGGUGGAAGAAACCAACCAGCGUGGGAGAAGUGGUCAAAUGAUGGCACAGAAAAACAGGUAGCUAAGCUUAUGGAAGAAAAUGUUGGGGCUGCCAUGCAGUUUCUUCAAUCAAAGGCUCUCUGCAUCAUGCCUAUAUCACUGGCAUCAGCUAUAUACCCGUCACAACCGUCAGAUAGCUCCAGUAUAGUUAAGCCUGAAACUACUCCUCCUUCAUAGAACACUUCAGGCAUAGAUGCACCAUCCAGUGGUGGUCCCAUAAAGGGCUCACCUAAUCCUGCUAGGACCCACGCGUUGUUUGUCUGUUCCAAACCCCCUUAAUCAUAGUCAUUGGUUCGUAUCAAGUUGCAUUCAAAGUAGGAUGCCAUAGUCCGUUCUUUUUUGCCGUUCUUUCAACUUUUGUCUGUAUAGGGUUCGAUGUCAAUGCCCUUAAAAAUACAAGCAGACCCCAUCUUGAUAAAUUUCAUGUAAAGGGAAAGAAAUUGUCGAAGUUCACUUGAUAUGCUCCUGCUUUUUGUAUCAUUGGGUGGGGGUUAGUGGAACGUGAUGGAAGCGCUUUUAUAAUGGGGCUUAGUUUUUGUAGUGGGCAGUGGGACCUUCUAAAAGUUUAAGGUGGUGUGUAUAUUUUUACUAGUGAUGUAACUCUUAGAGAAUUUGAAAUUCAGAGUUGAAUUGGAUAAUGGUUGCUUUAAGAAUGCUGGGUGUUGCAAGUCCAGCAGAAAAUGAUGGUGCUUUUUCUUUGUUUUAUUAUUUAAAAGUAAUUGGACCUCUUAUCUAAUGGAGGGAGAGAGAGAAUACCAAGUAUGGUAUUGGAC